Molecule: messenger RNA, 2771 nt
Organism: Aspergillus piperis CBS 112811
Lineage: Eukaryota; Fungi; Ascomycota; Eurotiomycetes; Eurotiales; Aspergillaceae
Product: CCCH zinc finger and RRM domain protein
Exons: 5
Coding region: 240-2438 (732 amino acids)
Biological process (GO): mRNA processing
Cellular component (GO): nucleus
Molecular function (GO): RNA binding; metal ion binding
Source: RefSeq, a predicted model, not a curated record
UCUCCUCGCACGUCUUUCUUUCAUCGCACUAUGAUUUGCGUAAAUCUCUGAUCAAACUUACCGGCAAGCCUUUAUUUUGUCACUAUAUUCAUCAUCCGCAUUUUGACGCCGAUUUUGAUCCCUGACCCAAACCUCUUUUCGGGCGCCGCCAAGUAACGCCUGCUGUCUCUAUAAGCUCUUCGAGGCACUAUUCCUUUCGGCAACAGUCGCCUGCCACGGUUUCAACCUUGCGCGGCAACAUGCAGCUCACCGAGGAUCAAGCGACUGAGGUGAAGUCGUGGGUAGUGAGGAAACUGGAAGAUAUAUCGGAUGCCGAUUCUGACGUGCUCGCCGAUUAUGUCCUGGCGCUUAUCCGAACAGAUGCCCCGGAUGAGGAGAUCCGGAAGGCUUCGGUGGACAAUCUGGAAGACUUCUUGAGAGAACACACCGUUCAAUUUGUCGAUGAACUCUUCACAACGUUUGCGCCCAAGCCGCAGCCCGUUCAAACCGCCGCGAUGUCCCAUGAUGGUGCUGCAGGAUCAGCUUCGGAACAGCAGCAGGCCUUUGGAGCUCCCUCCGGCCCAGCAAAUGGCCCUUACGGCAUUCCACAGUCGCAAGCCGAUGGCUCCAAUUUCAAUCGCAAGCGUAACUACCACGAGGGAUUCCAGGCCGAUCAGGAGCGCGACGAUGGACCCCACCAUCGCACAUACAAGACCCCUCGCCGGGGACGUGGCGGUGGCCGGGGAGAUUGGAUGGGUAGGGACGGCGGCCGCGCAGGACCGGCUGGUCCGGGACAGUUCCAUCCUGGUGCAGCGGGAUUCCCAGUGAUGCCUCCUGCGUUCCCCGGCUUUGACCAGAAUGAUCCGAUGGCAGCGAUGAUGGCUCUACAGAGCAUGGGCUUCCCUCAGAUGCCGGGCAUGCCUCCGAUGCCGAUACCACCCCCGGGCGCCGGUGCCGGCCAGCAGCCGGACAAGAUGGGACCCAAGAGUUCGGAGCGGUGUCCGUUCUACGAGACUCAGGGUAUCUGCUACCUUGGCGCUACAUGCCCCUACCAGCACGAUGCCAUGCCAGGGUCCUCCAAGGAAGAUGAAUACGAUCCAAAGUCCUCCAACCUCAUUACCGACUUCCAAAGGCGCACGGAUACACCUAUGCGAGGCAGCGACAGAGGUCGUGGCCGCGGUCGUGGUGGGGACCGAGGUGGCUUUGGAGGCAGGGGACGACGCUCCGAAUUUUCUUCUGCUGGGCCUAACGAGGAUACGACGAUCACGACUAUUGUCGUUGAGCAGAUCCCUGAUGAUAAGAUGGACGAAGCCACGAUCCGAGAGUUCUUUUCACAAUAUGGCGAGAUCACUGAAAUCACUCUGCAACCACACCGGCGACUGGCCUUGAUUACCUACGAUAACCACGCAGCUGCUAAACGGGCAUGGUCUAGUCCCAAGGUGAUCUUUGAUAACCGAUUCGUCAAAGUCUACUGGCAUAAGCCCAAGGGUGAUCGGAAUGGUGACCAUCGGUCUCCUGCCGGCGACGCCAUGAACGAGGGUCCAGCCUUCAACCGCGAAGAGUUCGAGAGACAGCAAGAGGAAGCUCAACGGGCGCACGAGGAGAAAUUGAAGAAGCGCAAGGAGACUGAGGAAGCAAAACAAGCCCUCGAGCGACAGCGCGACGAGCUCCUUAAGAAGCAGCAGGAAGAGAAGCUUCGUCUGAUGCAAAAGCUUGGCGCAAAAGAAGGCGGUGAUGGCAGCGCCUCUCCGGCCGACGAAGCGGGUGUGUCACAGGAGAAUGCCAGUGACCAGACCCAGCAGCUUCGUGCACAGCUGGCCGCUCUUGAAGCCGAAGCGAAGAGUCUUGGUAUCGACCCCAACGGUGCUGGUGCGAGCGCACCGUACUCCUACCGCGGUCGCGGAAGAGGCUUCGGUGCUCGUGGUGGAUUCCCGCCCCGGGGCCGUGGUUACGACCCGUCCUUCCGCGGUGGAUAUCGUGGUCGUGGCGGCGCUGCUCGCGGCAGAGGUGGUGUUCUACGUCUCGACAACCGACCCCGUAGGGUGGCUGUCUCCGGUGUGGAGGCCAACUCUGAGAAGGACGAGGCCUUGAGACAAUACCUCAUUGGCGUCGGCGAAUACGAAUCCAUCGAGCCCAACCCAGACCAACCCGACUCAGUCAUCGUAGCCUUCAAGGAACGCUACCUAGCCGAGAAGUUCAUGUUUGGAACCCGAGACAUUCCCUCGGUAGGCCAAGUCCAGCUCACUUGGGUCCCUAACCCCCCUAUCACCCUCCCCGCCAGCGGCGCAACAUCCGGCCCUGGCUCGGAUACCAACAAGACAGGGUCAGACGAGGACAUGGUAAUGGACAACGCAUCGGGGCCAUCCAUGUUACCGGAACAGAGCGGAGCACGCAAGGACGGCCCGCAUGAUGUGGACUACGAUGUGGCAGAGGUGGAUGACAGUUGGGGAGUGGAGUAGAGUAGAUCCUACCUACCUACUUUCGAGUGUAACUUAUGCUCAUGAUGGGAUGGACGGAUGGAUGUUUUGAUAGAAAGAUACGUCUGCACUUAUUUCAUACUCCUGGCGUCUUCUGGGGAAGGGAAAAUGGUUUCUUUCUUGUCUCGUUGCAUAAAGUAGUCGUCGGUGUCUUUUUCUUUGAUCCUUAUUUGCUUUGAUGUGAUAGACUCUGCUGGGUAUGUAUAUGUAUAUGUAUAUGUAUGUAUGUACCUGGCUCGAAUUUCUCUGGCCUUUAGGCUUGUACGAUAGUUAUGUGACUCUGCAGAUGCAACUGAUGGGUGAUGAUUCUUUUUU